This is a messenger RNA of Achroia grisella, 1195 nucleotides long. RefSeq names its product dynein light chain Tctex-type 1 (gene Dlc90F). The record is from RefSeq and is a predicted model, not a curated record. Gene Ontology annotation, biological process: microtubule-based movement. Bases 115 to 465 code for a protein of 116 amino acids. Gene Ontology annotation, molecular function: dynein intermediate chain binding. NCBI's taxonomy places the organism in Eukaryota, Metazoa, Arthropoda, Insecta, Lepidoptera, Pyralidae. The transcript is spliced from 3 exons. Gene Ontology annotation, cellular component: cytoplasm; cytoplasmic dynein complex.
CGAUGAGAUCUGUGGUAACAGUGUGCGUCAAAAAUUUUGUUGUGAUCGCUUUUCCUUUUCUCAACAAACGUUUUUAAAAUUAUUAAUAACAGGUUAAAAAUUACAUUUUAAAUUAUGGAGGUGAAGGAAUGCAAUGAUCUCUCGGAGGAAAAUCAAUUCAUUGUGGACGAUGUGAGCAAAAUUAUUAAAGAAGCUAUUGAAAACUCUAUCGGUGGUACUGCAUAUCAACAUAACAAAGUAAAUCAAUGGACAUCUGCUGUGGUGGAGUCUUGUUUGGGUCAAUUGACGAAAUUGCAGAAGCCUUAUAAAUAUAUAGUGACAUGCACAAUAAUGCAAAAGAAUGGCGCAGGACUUCAUACAGCCUCAUCCUGUUUCUGGGACAAUAAUACCGAUGGAUCCUGCACUGUCCGCUGGGAAAAUAAGACUAUGUACUGUAUUGUUUCUGUAUUUGGCCUCGGUAUUUAAUAUUAUUGUAAUAAUUGACAAUCUAAGUUAGUCUAUUGCAUAAUUAAAUUUCCAUUACAUCUCUUGCUUUAUUGUUUAAAAAGAAUGCAAUGCACUGAAAAAAAUUGUAGUACUCACAGAAUAUAGUGUUAAUUUAAAGCAAUUAUAAUUAUGAGCAAAUUUAGUGAUUGCAAAAUUAAAACAAUGCUAAUCUGUGUCAGAUAACUUUGAUCUAGCAUAUAGCCAACUACAAAUAAUUUCUUGUAAUUAACUACUUUCAGUGACAAAAUAAAUUGUUACAAAUUAUGGAACUUUCACCACCUACAAGCCUGCCUUUACAUUUCUAAUUUUAAUUCACUAUCAUAUUCAGUCAUCAUCUAAGUUAUAUUCAUAUUCAUAAAUAUUUACUGUUAUGAACUUAAAUAUGUAUGUAUAGUAAAUGUACAAAUAUAAACACUCCUGUCAGUACUUAUAGUAUUUUAUUUUGCAAUAGAUAAUUGUCAUAACUUUAUAUGAAUAUUAUUUACAGCCUUAUUACUUAUAAAAUUACAGUUGUGGAGGCAGUCCAAUAUUGUGGUGUAAUCUUCACCUUAUACAGUUUAAUGUAUAACAUUUAUUGCAUUACAAUGCUAAACAAUCAUUAAAGUUAUAUGAUUUGGAACAAUUAAACCUUAAACUUUUAUAGUUAUACUUAAUUUUAAGUAAGUAGGAUAUAUUUUCGUACUAAAUAAAUAUAUAUAUUUAAAACCAA